This is a messenger RNA of Cladocopium goreaui, 8865 nucleotides long. The record is from the annotation of a GenBank genome assembly. NCBI's taxonomy places the organism in Eukaryota, Dinophyceae, Suessiales, Symbiodiniaceae.
AUGCAGCCCAAUACGCUCAUUCAGUUGAAAGCUUUGACAUCUAUACAGACUUGGAUGAUUAUCUGUUUGACAAUUCAGUUGAUUUUGGAAAUCCUGGACGAUAAUCCUGAUUUGACGAACAGAUCAACAGCUGGCAACUUGUGGGAAUGUUUACGUUGUGGCAACCGUGUUUUUAGCUGGGACAAUGCCUCAAAUGAUUGGCAUUGCAAUGCGUGUUUCUCCUAUGAAUACUUUGACCCAACCUUGCCUGCCAAGAAGCAGACUGCGGGCGGUACCUGGGUUUUCAUGCCUAGAGGCUCUUCAGAGCCUCCCCAGGUCCCACCUUCAAGUGCUGCUUCACGACGUCGACAUCGAGCGAGACGACGUCGACGCGUUGGCGGCUCGAAUCCUGGGGACCCCGAUGAUGGGGAUGAUGGCCGUGAGUGGGCCGAGUCAGAAGUUCCAACCUUAGAUCCGCCGAUGGAUGUGACCCCUGCAGGCUCAAACGUCGCAAACAAUCGUGGAAACCACCAAAAUGGCGGCGAUCCGAUUGCAGCGCUGACAGAUGCUUUGAGACAGUUGACGCGUGACAAUGACCGCGGACGUGGUCCAUCGACAUCAACGGAUUCUUGGGUGAGUGCCAUGGGUCCUCAGCGAGGUGUGAAAUUUCGGGGCGGAGCACCACCUGUUCCCCCGUCAUGGUCUUAUAAUUCAUCAGACUUGCGUGCAUACGAGAAGUUCGAGAAGAAGGUCCGAAUCUGGGCAUUACAUGCUAAGCAUUUCAUGACAGACUCGGAAGCAGCUCUCACCUUGUACACAUCUCUGAAAGGCGAAGCAGAACAGGAAUUGGAGUUUGUAGACAUCAAUACCAUCUAUCACAAAGAUGGUGUCGACACAAUUCUGAAUCAUCUCAAGCAGGCUUUUCAGCAGAAGACAGUGUACAUUAAACGACAAUACCUUCAUGACUAUGAGACGAUUGGACGUUGGCCAGGCGAAACCCUGAGGACGUUCAUCAACAGGUACAGACGCGUGGAGUCCUCUCUGCGUGCAAUCGGGGUAGACAUCUGCCUGACCUACGACGAUGAAAGCCGUGGUUCCAGGUUGCUUGACAGAUCACGUUUGACGCUUGAGCAACAGCGCUUGGUGCUUGUGGGAACAAAUCAAUCCCUGUCAUUUGAAUCAGUGCGUGCGGCAUUGAUGCUGCAAUAUCCAGAGCAUAAACCUUCACCUCCAGUUGCUGGUCGAGAUGCCUCAACAGCGCCCUUUCAGACGAAGGGGAACUCUGGCAAAGGCUCUUCAUCAUCCAGUUCCAGUUCGAACAGCCCGUCUCUAGCCAAUGGAAAAGGCAAGGGCAAGGACAAAGGAUACAAGCGGGUCUAUCAGACUGAGACCAUUCCUGAGGAAGCUCCUGAGGAUGACGCUGGAGAUGGGCCUGAAGCCGAUCAGGAGGCAGAAGACGAUGGCAACAUCCCUAAGCAGGAUGCUCAGGACAACGAAGAUGCCGAUGUGGAUGACGGCGACACGGAUGUGGCGCAUCUCACUGAGGUUCUCACAGUCACAGCUAGGAAGUUGGCCAGUGUCACUCAGGGUCGAAAGUUUUCUGGCCAGCCUCGCAAGAGCAUCGCCGAGAAGAAGAAGACAUCAAUUUGUGCAGCCUGCGGACAACGCGGCCACUGGGCUGGUGAUGCGGAAUGUGACCAAAGUGGUUUGCAAGACGCGAAAAACAAUUCCUCAUCUACCUCUGCUGCCCCUAAGGGGAAAGAACGUGGCCACAAGGGCAAAGACGAUGGCGCUUCGAAAAAGGUGAUGACCGUCCACCACAGCACCGGGUUUGACAGCACGGUGGAAUAUUUACCUCAUCAUGCACUUUCACAUCCACAUUUUACAAUGGUUUGCACAGCCCCUUAUGUUUGCCUCUCCACAGUUUCUGGUGAUACAACUGGCUACAUGAUCAUGGAUACGGCUUGUCAAAGAUGCUGUUGUGGAACUCAAUGGAUUGCACUGCAGGCAGACAAGCUGGCAUCAUGGAAGCUCAAGGUCUUCGAGGAGGCCAGCCAUGAACAGUUUCAAUUUGGAGCAGGUGAACCGGUAUUGUCAACUUUGAAAGUUUGGAUGCCAUCAGCAAUCGAAAAGCAAUGUUUGAUUUUUGGUGUGAAUGUUGUUGAUACGAGUAUUCCUUUCCUUGGCAGUCUUCGUUUGUUGAAACGUCUGGGCGGUGUGAUCGAUUUGAUUCAGCAAGUGGUUUAUUUCAGCAAACUUGAUGUUACAACACCUUUGAAACGCAUUGGUGGACAUCUUGCGAUUGAUAUUUUGAACUUUCCACCACAGCCCAAUCGUUUGCGUGUUUGGUCACAGAUUUCAGAUGCUGGUUUCAAUGAUCCAGAAGUUGCUUCGGUGUUCAACUUGCAGCAAGUGAAUUUUGAUGAUGAUGACACGGCAACCCUGGCUCUUCCAGCAACUCGCUCUCAGCUGAUGCCUUCGAGCUCUGACUGUGACCACGAUGCACUACGACCCCGAGGUGAGAAAGCGCUGGAAGCAUCUAUGCGGAAAGCUGCUGAUGCUGUCGGUAACUGCUCUUCUGCACUUCCGACAGGCAGCCCGCCUUGGGUUGAUCCCCUACGACGACUACGAGAACUACCUCAAGAACCCCGAGAAAAUGAAGGACAAGAAGAAGAAACCGGGCACGUCCAGUCAGCUUCACAAGCCAUCGGCCACAGACACCUACCAGAACCAGCUCCAGGCUCAGUGCCCGCACAGGGAGUUCAAGCGCCACGGCAACAAGCACGGCAGUUUCGCGACAUGCGUGACUUGCAAGGCCAGAUGGGUGUGGGUCGGAACAGGCUGGAAGUUGCAUGGAUGCUCCUCCAAAUCAUCACUGCCUCUACCGUCUUCCUCAACAACAGUGGAUGGGUCAAUCCGUCCGCCAAUGAUGCCAGUGAUGGAAUUCCAAGCGGAACAUCUUCCUUUGACUGGCGCCAUGCCCAAGGUGCAGCCAGCACCAAACAACAAGAUUGGCAAGACCAGGUCCAGGCCUCCUUCCAUGACCUCUUCGGCAGCAGGACACAUGAAGCCAGAAGAGAUCCCAAUUCAGGAUCUGGAGACCUUCGAUCUGGAGUCCAACUACAGCUGGCUCCUGGACGACGCAAACGACUGACUGGUGAUUUGAAAAAGUCAAUCAAGAUCGGCGAGGCGGAAGUUUUGGUUUUGAACAACUUGCCCAAUGAGAGCUCCAAGACCAAUGCAAUUGACCUCCUCGAGCUCUAUGCAGGCGCAGCCAAAGCAACUCUGAUGGCCAAGCAGUAUGGACUCAAUGCAUUGGAGCCCUUUGACAAGAAUGAAGGAAAAGAUCUUGAUGAUCCCGAGCAAAAACGAUUGGUUGAACGAGCCAUUGAACGCUUCAAACCACUGCUCCUGAUGCUGGGCUUUCCAUGCACCUUUUGGUGUCUGCUGAACGAGAACUGCAACUACUCUUGGAGGAUGCAUGAGCUGGAAGCCCUUCGAAAUGAACAACGACCUCUACUUCAAUGGACUUGCUACUUGAUUGAAAUACAGGUGGGCCUUGGCAACUUCUUUCUCUUUGAGAGCACUCUACGUUGCCGAAUCUGGGAUGAACCCUGCGUCAUAAAGCUUGCCCAGCUCCCAGGAGUUGUUGAAGUGCUUUGCGAUGCAGGUGCUUUUGGAGCCGCCGAUCGUGAUGGCUUUCCCAUUAUCAAGACCCACAAGUUUUUGACCAACAGCCCCAUUUUGGCUAGCUCACUCCAUCGACGUCUUUCAGCACAAGAACGUCAGGUGUGCAAGCCUUUGGAGGGCAUCAAUGUGACACGAUCUCAAGAAUAUCCAGAUGCCAUGGUGCGAUCAAUUCUCAGAGCCUUGAAGGAUCAUGCCAGACAAGUGACUCCCAACCGUUUUGACUACCACAAGGUUUUCUUUGCACAGCCUUUGGAUGAUGCAGAAGCUUGGAAGAAACUGCUGGACGACGUCCAGAACACCUUUGCCGGCAGUGCUGUGAAAUCCUUGAUACUUCAACCUGGGCAAGAACUCUAUGAGAAAGUGUCCAAGUUGGUUCCUUGGGAGCUCACUCGAGUUCAAAUCGUGUCCACACCAAUCACCAGAAGAAUGCCAAAAGAUGCUGCCUUUACACAUCGUGGAGCUGCGCUGCUUUACGCCGAUCAAUCUCUCAGCGUUGAAGCCGAAGAUUUGGCCAAUGUGAGGUUCCCCAAGCAGCGCUUCACCAAGGCAGUCAACGCAGCCAUCCUCCUUUAUGGUUUGGCUGAUGAUGAUGGAUCUGGACCACAACAUCAACCUCAACUUGAUGAAGCUGAAGCUCGACUCCCAGUUCCUGGCUUGAGGACAGAUGUGACCUUCUCAACGGCGCCAGCCACCCUGCCGAAGGAAGUCAAGGCCUCAGUUGCGAGGUUGCACAUCAACACAGGCCAUGCCCACAAGAAGGAGCUGAUUCGACUUUUGGCUUCUCAUGGCUCAAUCAACGGACCAACAUUGACAGCAAUUGAACACAUGGUUUGUGGCUCCUGUGAAAGAACCAAGCCACCACCACCACCAAGACCGGCAUCCAUUCCUCAUUUCAUGGGUCAAUUUGGUGAACGUGUUCAACUUGAUAUAGUAUAUGUACGCGAUCUUUCUUCAACAAAUCAUCCAAUCCUUGGCAUGGUUGACAUGGCCACUUCAUUGCAGCAGGCAGUUCGCCUUCACAGUCGAGCCUCUGCCCACGUCGCAGAUCAAUUCAGAAGAAGCUGGCUGAUGCCCUAUGGGUAUCCCCUGGUUUGUGAGGUGGAUGCAGAUGGAGCCUUUGAGGGCGAGUUUCGCCUGAAACUUGAAGAAGCCGGUGUACACCUUGUGGUGAUUCCUCCUGAGGCGCAUUGGCGCAUUGGCACAGUUGAGAGAAAGAACGCCGUGCUCAGGACUGUGGUUGAGAAACUCCUUGACGAGAAUGCGGUGGUCAGUGGCGAUGGACUUGACUGGGUUUUGACUGCAGCAGUUCAAGCACUCAAUUCCACCACAGCGUCAAAAGGCAGAAGCCCAUAUCAAGCAGUUUUUGGCCGCCUUCCACGUUUUCCAGGUGAUUUGAUGUCUGAUGACAGAGCACUUGUCGUCUCCGACAACCAGAUGAUCGCAGAGGAGCUUAGAUGCCAAGCCUUGCGAGUCAUCGAUGAGACACGUGCCUCCCAUGUCAUCAAGCGAGCUUUGCUGAGGAAGACCAAGCCCAACAAGGAUGAAUCCAAACAGAUUCUUCCAGGAUCCUUAGCAGCUUACUGGAGAUGGACAAAAAGGUCUUCUGGAAAGAAACGUGGCGGCUAUGUUUUGGGCCGACUUCUUCACCAUGAUCCUGAUGGCAAAUCAGCCUGGCUACAAGCCGGCACGACCACAGUUCAGGUCACCUAUGAGCAGCUGCGACCAACUUUCGGUCUGGAAUCCUGGGCACCCAACAUGGCUGAUAUCCGCGCUCUCAAGGAUGCAUCCGUCAACAUCCAACAUGGACUUUGGCGUGACCAUCGCGGACCAGGACCACCGGAAGAUGAACCCAUGGAACCUGAGAUCGCACCAGCUGCUCAAGAUGAACCUAUGCUGAUGCUCGAACCACCCCAACUACUUGGUGAGCCACAGCCACCGCCAAUACCACCAGCACCUCCUCAAGAACCACCAACACCAUUUCUUCCUAUGCCAGAUUUUCAACAUCCUCUACGUCAAGACACCAUGAUUUACUCACCAACAUAUCAACAUACUCUACAACAGGACAUUCGCCACUACCAGCAGCCAAUGGACUAUGAGGCUGGAGACAGCUUUGAACGCAACGUGAGACAGCGAAUCCAGCCAGAGACACCACAGCUUGAGCCUUUACAAACGCAACAACAACUUGAACCCCCGCAGAUACCACCACAACAGUCUACUGAACAACCACAAGAUCAAUUGCCAGAGCCACCAGUGCCAGAGAUGGCAAGACCUUCACCUACGCAACCACUUCAAACGACUUCAAAUGACAGCGAUGAUCCUCUACUUCAACCACCAGCUCCCAGAAGCUUUUCACAGGUGAUUGAUGUCAGCGACGGCAGUGGUUCCAAUGAACCCCCUCUUCGACCAGCGGGACAUGUCAGCGCUGACGGAAGUUCACAGCCAACACCACCGAUGUCAGGCAGUUCUGGAACCAGUUUGUCACUGUUGAGCAGACAUCGACAUGGUCAAGGCUGGCCUUACUACAGCUUUGUGGCCACCCAGGUUCCUGAAGAGAACUACCACCUUGUAGAGCGCAUCACAGAUGGAUGGGAUGGAAAUGUGACACACAUUUCACCAGUCACUUCCAAGGCCUUCAAGACAGCAAUUGAGAAGACCGGCGAGGUGGACCUAUCCAGCGACUCAUCCAACGAUGAGGAAGCCCCUUCCAUGGAUGUUAUGACGCGCCAAGAGCGCAAGGCUAUGGACCGUGAGAUCCCGUGGCGCGUGAUCGCCGACGGACCUCCUGACGUUUUGGAGCUCUAUGUCCAGGCCAACAAGAAGGAGUUUGAGAGCUGGAAAAGCUGGGGAAGCAUUUAUGCAUUACCCAAAGAGGAGAUUCAGAAAAUCAAGAACACACCAUCCUUGAAGAGACGCAUCAUCCCUUCAAGGAAUGCCUACCGUGACAAGUUGCGUGGUGCUGGCCCAACAAUCAAGGCCAAAUGUCGCACAGUGGUCUUGGGAUGCCAGGAUCCUGACUUAGCCACUCUGUCCAGAAGUUCACCUACGCCAUCCAAACUUAGUGAAAUGGUUUUGCUGCAGAUUGCUGUGUCAGGAAUGAAUGCCCAGGUUGAACUCACUGGGAAGAUAUGGCAUCUCUGGUCCGGAGAUGUGUCAACUGCUUUCCUUCAAGGAGAACCAGAAGAGAGGCCGCUUCCUAUCUUCAUGAGGUCACCGCGGGACGGCAUCCAGCGAUUGGCCCAAACAUUUCCCGACGAGCUCUAUGGCAUUGCAGGAAACUUGUAUGGUUUUGCUUCAGCCCCAAGAACUUGGUGGAAGAACGUUUUGUCCACUGCUCAGAAGAAAGACUUCAAGCAGCAUAGAUACGACAAGUGUAUGUUGAUCAAGAAAGACAAAGAGAACAAGCUCCUCGUUGUCAUGAUCAUUCAUGUUGAUGACUUUUUGGUGACCUUCCGUGAAGACUAUCCUCUACAAGAAUUGGAGGACAUGUUUCGCUGGGGUUCCAAAACCUUGCUCACUAUGGACAAUGAGAUCGUGUUCCGAGGCAAAGAGAUUCGGUUACACAAAGUGCACAACAAGUUUGUUUUGAAGGUCACCCAGAAGGCCUUCAUUGAUGAGAUGACCAUCGGCAAACUUGACCGAGGCCGACUUCAAGCUGAGUCCCUCACACCGGACGAAUGGAAAGAAUUUCGUUCAGUGGCUGGCUCUUUGCAGUGGCUUGGAGGACAAACACGUCCUGACCUUUGCAGCGCAGUCAGCCUUGCAAACCGUGGUGCUGAGACCAAACCCAAAGAUCUCCGCACUCUCUAUGACUAUAUGGAAGUUGCCAAGAAGACACCUGAUCUUGGCCUGACGUUCAACACAGUGCCUUUCAAUCGUGCAGCCGUGCUGAUUGGAUAUGGAGACUCCAGUUGGGCCAAUGCACCAGGUGGAAAAUCACAGAUGGGAAGCCUCGUUCUGAUUGCUUCGCCAGACUGCUUUGAGCACCGAGCCAGCGUUUCCAUUUUGGAUUGGAAGAGUGCUCGCAGUCCGCGAGUGACAAGAUCGACGUUGGCAAGUGAAGCCAAUGCCAUGGAUGAGACCGUGGAUAGAUGCACCUACGCAAACUACUUUUUGACAGAACUUCUCUAUGGUGGCACCAAAGAUGGAGAACCACGCCUUGAGAGAGCCCUUCGCCAAUUGCAAUGUACAGACUGUAAAAGCCUUUACGAUGCAGUGAUCUCAGAAAAUCCAUCUACCACUGAGAGGAGAACAAUGAUUGCGAUUCGCAGUGUGCAAGACUUUAUCCACGAAGAUGACUGCCGAUGGGUCCCCACAGAUGUGAUGUGGGCUGACGUUUUAACGAAAGAAGAUAGGCAGUUGUGCGAGGCGUUUCAGGAGAGCGGCAACGGCAUUGUGGUACCCCUGGCCGAAUCCUGGAAAGAAGCCGCCAAGCAGCCGCCAGUCUUCUUGGGCGUCGCGGAUGGCUGCGACUGCUACAUCGAGCUGGACGCCACUCAUGGCAUCCUGAAGCUUCGAAGCAGGGAAGAUGACGCCGCAGCCGUUGCAGAAGUGGUGCCAGAUGCGGGAGGUGCAGCUGAUGUGGCACCAGAGGCCGACGCACCGGCCGACGCCGCGGAUGCCGAUGCCCCGGCCGACCCGGCGGACCCGGCCGAGGCGGCCGACGCGGCGCCGCCUCCGGUGCCGCCCGAGUGCUUCCCGGGCGGCGUGCCGAGUCCCUGGCGGGUGAAGGAUGUGGGGCCCGCCACGGGCGAGCAGCUCAGGAUGUUGCUGCGACGCAGCCGUGGAGCACUUUGGAACGGCUCCCUGGGCCGCUGCGAGGAGGGCUUUGAAAAGGGCACUCAAGACUUCGUGGCCAUGCUGGAGUCGCGUCUCACUGGAGCUGGGGAGGAUGAAGAAGACGAGGAGGACGAAGAGGAGGCAGAAGAUGAGGAGGCAGAGGACGAAGAAGGCGAGGAAGAAUCCGGAGACGGAGAGAAAGAGGAGCAAGUGAGGAAAGAUUCCAAGCCCAAAGAGCGACGGGCAGAGUUCGAGAUGGCCGCAGUGCUCGGUCGCGACAGCCGGAAACUCUUGGAGAAUUUUGCAGAAAAUCCAGCCAAUGUGCCUUUCAUCUCCAGCACUGGCGAGGGCCUGCUGCAGAUUCUUCGGGGAGGAACAGUGCCCGGUCUGCAAGCAUGUGAUUCCAAAAAGCCGGUGUGA